CCUCCGCCGGCCGUCGAGCGUCUCUCUGUCCACAUGCGCACAGUGAGGGGGCACACACAGGGAGCAGGACCGGCUCUGGGACUUAUUAUUCGGAGUGAACACCUGGAUUACGAAACACCAUUUGUAUUUUUCUUAUUUCUUACUUUUUCCUAAAUUUGGGGCAAAAGAAAAAGAACCUGCCAUCAUGUCUCGGGCUCCAGAGGAUGCGAGCAAGCUCACUGAAAGUACAUACAAGAAUGUGAUGGAGCAGUUCAACCCAGGCCUGAGGAAUCUGGUCAACCUCGGGAAGAACUAUGAGAAAUCAGUCACAGCGAUGACUCUUGCUGGGAAAGCCUACUUUGAUGCAGUCUCAAAGGUGGGAGAGAAUGCUAUCGUGUCUCCAGUCUCCAGAGAGCUUGGUGUGGUUCUGAUGGAGAUCUCAGAAGCCCACAGAAAGAUCUACAAUGAAAUGGAUGAGAAUUUAAAGAGGUUCCAUAAGGACGUUAUUAUUGAGCUGGAGAAGAAGACAGAGAUGGAUGUGAAAUACAUGAAUGCCACCUUCAAGCGCUACCAGUCAGAUCACAAGCUGAAGCAGGACUCCCUGGAGCGCUCUCAGACUGACCUGAAGAAGCUCAGGAGGAAAAGCCAGGGAAAGCACUCAUCCAAGUAUGAGAUCAAAGAGAAUGAGUAUGUGGAGAGCAUCUCGUCGCGCCAGAUGGACAUGCAGAAGUUCAUCGCUGAUGGCUGCAGAGAGGCCUUACUAGAAGAAAAGAGACGCUUCUGCUUCCUGGCGGACAAACAUUGCAUGUUCUCCUAUCAAAUUAGCAACUUCCAUGAGAAAGCCAAAGAGAUGCUGGCAGUGCAGCUCCCCAGCUGGCAGGAAAAGUGCAGCGACAUCACCAAGGUGCCGGACACGGUGACCACCAUGAUAGAGGAGAUGUCCCCCACUCCAAAACAAUCGCCUCUGGUUGAACAUUACAACAGGAACAACGUGGAAUCAGGGGUGCCUCCUCCAGCACCGCAACUGAAGGCACAGACCAGUCCGCUAGCCAACAUGUUCAACCCAGAGCCCAGGAUUCCUUUCAGCCCCCCGUCAGACCACAACUCAGACCAGAUCAGUCUUGGAGAGCUCAGUCUGUCCCGGUCGACGUCCCAGUCGUCCGGUCUGAAUGUGGGCAAGAAGCCCAGAGUUAGGACCAUCUUUCCCCACAUGGCGGGCAACAACCACACGCUUCUCAGCUUCGACGAAGGCGACAUCCUCAGCCUGCUCAUCCAAGAGGAGAAGGACGGGUGGCUGUACGGAGAGCUGGAGAAGACACAGCAGCGGGGCUGGUUUCCCUCAUCUUACUGCAGACCUUACACUGAACCAGUGAUAUUAAAUAGCAAUCUUGGCACGCCGGUGCGUAGGCUGAGUUCGGCCAGUCUGCAGGAGCAGGAUGAGGAUGAGGAGGAGGAGCCUGUGUUGCUGCCACCGCCAGACUACAGCGACGACACCCCAUCUAGCCCGGUGGUCCCUUCAACCCGCUCGCCACAGAACAAGGUUUCUUUAGCCAAUGGGACUGCAGUGGCUCCCUUUCUAGGAGGAGGGAAUCCAUUUGCCACAAUCAAGCUGAGACCAACAGUCACGAAUGACAGAUCAGCACCACACAUCUAACACAGAAGAUAAUGAUUCUCACCGCUUUCAUGCCUUCAGGGGAAUCAUGCAACAUUGGAAUGAUGCGACACACUAAAUAUCAUCCCCAACCCGACAUCUCACCAGCCUGCAUGCUUGUCUCUCUCAGUAACAGUCUGCUCUAUUAAAGGAAUCCAUUGUUUCUUGGCACAGGUGUGUUUGACUGUGCCAGUGUGUGUUUUACAUCAACCACGACAGAAAAUAUUGCAUCAACAACACUUUGAGAAGCAGAAAUUAAAAGUUUUGUGACGCAAAUAUUUUACGUUUAAGUAGGAAUUCACCCAAAACCGAAAAAUUUAGACUAUGUACACAAUCAAGAUCAUGCACAGGAAUGGCGGACUCCACUACAGAUGAUAAAACCUACUACAGUGUAUAGAUAGGUAAUUACUGAAUGUAAAUACUUUGAAUGGAACUCAGAUAAAGCUAUUGAGGCUUAUUGUGCGUUUGGUGGUCCCACAAAUACCAGUGGAGUUUCUACUGAAAUGCUAAAAAGGAGAUAAAACCUGAAUCUUCAUUUUAGGUGAACUGUCCCUUUAAGAUGCAAAAGAGCUGCUUAAACAGUGUCAUAAGGUCUUUUCCAGCAUGUUUGUGCUGCAGUCAGUGCAGUGUUUUCACAUAAAAUGAAGAGAUCCAGAUUGACUUGAUGCUGAUGAGGAAGACCAGCAUCCAGGCUGUCUACCUGACUUGCCAAAAAUAUAUUGUUAUUCCUGUUUUUGUUAUAGUUAUUUUUGUCUUUCUUUUCUUAAGAGGCAUUAUGAUAUACAAAGAUUGUGAGAAUGAAGGGAGAGUGUUGGGAAGAGGCUUUGUCAUUUGAGUGAAGGCAAAACAGUAUGUCACUGUUUAAAAUGAGAAGGCUAUUUAUAUACACUAAGAUUGUAUGAGAUAUUUAAAUAGAAAAUAUGGGUGCAGAAGUCUAUUCCGCCACCGUACUUAUGAUCCCAAGAUUAUUUUAAUUUGACUGCUGGUAUGUAUUUAAAAUGGGCAAUGACCUUUUGAUGAAGGGAACAUUUUCACUCCUCAUGGUUUCACUGUUGUUUAUCCUGUGUACAAUGCACGGUUUAUACAAAAUAAUAUGUACUAGUAGACAUUUGCAUUGUAUGAAGAAAGUGGGUCUCUGUUUUAAAGUAUUAACUGUAUUGUAAAAAAAGAAGAUUUUUUUGCCAUGUAAAUGCUUUACAAAAUGUAAAUGUAUGAGGAGGAACUGACUGAUGAUCAGCUGAUUGAUCCUCAUAGACCCACUCGUGUGUGUAAGUGAAGCCAGCGUAGUUAUUGCCUCAUGCUUUCUGCAGAGUACCUUGCCACUGUGUUGACCUAUGUAGUCUUUCUUUCUCAAUAAAACA
Messenger RNA from Anoplopoma fimbria (sablefish), 2991 nucleotides. RefSeq names its product BAR/IMD domain containing adaptor protein 2 like 1a (gene baiap2l1a). Gene Ontology annotation, molecular function: protein binding. Bases 185 to 1633 code for a protein of 482 amino acids. The record is from RefSeq and is a predicted model, not a curated record. Gene Ontology annotation, biological process: actin filament bundle assembly; positive regulation of actin filament polymerization; actin crosslink formation. Gene Ontology annotation, cellular component: nucleoplasm; cytosol. NCBI's taxonomy places the organism in Eukaryota, Metazoa, Chordata, Actinopteri, Perciformes, Anoplopomatidae. The transcript is spliced from 14 exons.